UUUAUAUAUCGAUACUUAUAUCGAAGCCGGUAUUUCUGACAGACACGAAAAGUAGUUUGUUUUGAAACCAACGUGACUUUCUUUUUCAUCUUUUUGUUUAGUAAUUAAGUAUAGGAAUAGAAUAUAAACAUUCGGGUGUAAUUUCGGGGAGUCGACUGUGUGUGGAAUUUACCUAGUUGACCCUGUAACAACAUCAUGGGUGUCAUAGUUUUACAACUGUUUGCUGUUCCUGAAGGCAAGUCUGGUCCUCAAGUCAUAGAGAUGUUGACCAAACGGGCCAUUGCCCUAGGAGCUGUUCUUAGUGGAUCCUUCAUCGUGGAUUGUGAAACUUACAGUUCUACUGCAUCGUUGGGAGCGCCGAGAUCGGUGCAUUUGCUGCACAAUUCCGAGACGCCGGCCUCCGUGUUCGCUCUGCUGGAGGCGGCCAGCGGCAACAAGACGGUGGCCCUGGUGGCCGACAACUUGUUCGACCUGCUCAUGCUCAAGCUCUCCAAUUUCUACACGGCCAAGAAGCAGACCAAGAUCGAAUCGAGAGGGCCACGCUUCGAAGCCGGAGACUUCCUCGUCAAGCUCGGCUCCGUCACCAUGGGACCGGCCUUCAAGGGCAUCCUAGUCGAGGUGGAAUAUCAAGCGUGCAGUCUGCCGGCCGCCUGUUGGGAUCUGAUCCGCGAGUUCAUGCAGGGCUUCUUGGGCGGUUGCGUCCCAUCUACUCCGCCUCCGUACAUCCAGAGCCGAUUCGGCGACAUGCUGGGCACUAUCGACGGCAUCAAUCAGUACCUGGAGCAGUUCAACGCUUUCCGCAAAACCACCGGCAUCCGAUAGAUCGACAAACACAACAAACAACAACUCUAUUUGCCCUUACACAACAACAACAAAAACGCGCCAUUGCUACAACAAAAUAAAAAAGGAAAAAUACAAAUAAAGAAAAUAAAAAGAAACUCCGCCGCUCCGGUGUUUUUCUAUGUUACUUGGGUACAACUCCAUUAUCCAUCCUUUUGGAAAAAGAAAAAAAAACUAAAUGUUUUUUAUUUUAUUUUCUCUUUAACCGCGUGUUGAUUCAAAAACCGCCGUCGCCCACCUUUGCACACACACUCGACCCUUCUUGUAUUUUUUUGACUUUUUUCAAAGUUUCCCGCUUUUCUUCCGGGCGCUUUUUUU
Daphnia pulicaria is the source of this 1158-nucleotide messenger RNA. It is a transcript of the gene MED20, whose product is annotated as mediator of RNA polymerase II transcription subunit 20-like. The transcript is spliced from 5 exons. Gene Ontology annotation, molecular function: transcription coactivator activity. The record is from RefSeq and is a predicted model, not a curated record. NCBI's taxonomy places the organism in Eukaryota, Metazoa, Arthropoda, Branchiopoda, Diplostraca, Daphniidae. Bases 196 to 822 code for a protein of 208 amino acids. Gene Ontology annotation, biological process: regulation of transcription by RNA polymerase II. Gene Ontology annotation, cellular component: mediator complex.